AUGUCGCGUCCUGCGCCCACUUCAAAUGCACUUUGUUCCAAUGCCCAGGACCCAACCCUCAAUGACCUCGAAAAGCAAAAUGACCUACAAAAGCCAGAUUCCCCAGCACAAACCUCCGUCAUCAAGGGACUGGGCUGGCUAGACAGGUUUCUGGCUCUCUGGAUCUUUCUUGCAAUGGCAGUUGGAAUCCUACUCGGAAACUUUGUGGAACAAACGGGUCCGGCAUUGCAAAAGGGGAAGUUUGUUGGAGUGUCAAUUCCAAUCGCGAUUGGUCUACUGGUGAUGAUGUAUCCCAUUCUGUGCAAGGUUCGAUUCGAGUCAUUGCAUCAUGCUUUCAAGCAACGCGCAAUCUGGGUCCAGAUUGGGUUCAGUAUAUUUGUCAAUUGGAUCAUCGCUCCGUUUCUGAUGCUCGGACUUGCCUGGGCAUUCCUACCAGAUGAGCCAGAGUUACGAGAAGGCUUGAUUCUCGUCGGACUGGCUAGAUGCAUCGCAAUGGUCCUCAUCUGGACGGGGCUCGCCGGCGGCGACAACGAGUACUGCGCCAUUCUCGUCGCAAUCAACUCCCUCUUGCAAAUGGUCCUCUUCGCACCUCUCGCAAUCCUCUUCAUCAACAUCAUCAGCCCCGCAACAAGCGCCAAUAUAACAUUCUCCUACAGCACCGCCGCCCAGAGUGUCGCCGUCUUCCUCGGCAUCCCCCUCGGCGCCGCGCUCCUCACCCGCUUCACCCUCCGCACCCUGACUAGCCCUCGAUGGUACGACCAGGUCUUCAUCAAGAUCAUCAGCCCGUUCUCACUGAUCGGGUUACUCUUCACGAUCCUGGUAUUGUUCGCGUCGCAGGGCCGUCAGGUUGUGCAUCAGAUUGUUUCCGUGGUGCGUGUGGCUGCGCCCUUGAUCGUUUACUUCGUGGUGAUUUUCUUUGCGACGCUGUUUGUGGCGAGAAAAUUUGGAUUCGGCUAUGAGUUGGCGGCUACGCAGAGCUUUACGGCCGCGAGUAAUAAUUUCGAGUUGGCGAUUGCGGUGGCGGUUGCGACGUUUGGGGCGGAGAGUAAUCAGGCGUUGGCUGCGACGGUGGGACCGCUGAUUGAGGUGCCUGUUUUGUUGGGGCUUGUUUAUGUUGCGAAAGUCAUUGGGAGGCGGGCUGGUUGGGAGAAAUAG
Messenger RNA from Penicillium diatomitis, 1155 nucleotides. Its product is annotated as arsenic resistance protein. The record is from RefSeq and is a predicted model, not a curated record. The transcript has 4 exons. The coding region runs from base 1 to 1155 and encodes 384 amino acids. Gene Ontology annotation, cellular component: plasma membrane. Gene Ontology annotation, molecular function: arsenite transmembrane transporter activity; antiporter activity; antimonite transmembrane transporter activity. NCBI's taxonomy places the organism in Eukaryota, Fungi, Ascomycota, Eurotiomycetes, Eurotiales, Aspergillaceae. Gene Ontology annotation, biological process: antimonite transmembrane transport; arsenite transport.